AUGAGCGAUCCUCCAACAACGAUAACAGAAACAGAGAAUGAAGAAAUAGAAAUAGAAACAGAAACUACAACUACUACAACUACAACCGAACCAUUCAUUCCACAAUGGAAAAAAACAGACAAUUGGGAAGAUAUGUUUGAUUUUAUUGAAGGUGAUAUUUUUAGUGAUUUUGGUAGAGGUGAAGAAUUUUUAAUUGAUGGUGAUUCAUUAUUACUAUAUCUUGUUGCAAUUGAAAACGAGAUUGAAAAGGAUCAUUUAAAGGGUCUUAUUGGUAGAAAAAGAAAUAAUACCGAAAGAGACGAAUCGAUCUUUGCUGCAAAACACUCUCAACAAACUCUUCACUUGAUUUUCAAGUUUGAGAAAUUCUUGAAUAGUCUUUUACAAAGAAAGGCAAAGUUUAGUAUCAUCUUUUUAUCGAAAAAUGAUCGUUUCUAUAAAUCCUCUUCAUUGGUAUUGGUUAGAAGAUUGAUUAUCAAUUCCUAUAAAGAUAAUAUUAGUUUGCCAUUUGGUUUUAAAGUUUUUGAUCAAGAAUGGUUUAGUCAAGAAAUUGGUUCUUUUAAUCCUUUAUUCGAUUAUUUUAAAUCAAAAACUUUUUCAUUUUUAUUAGUUUUACCUCCAGUUGUAAACAAUUUGAGAUUAAUUAAUGAUUUAUUUAAUAUGAAUGCAAUCCAAUUAUUUACAAAAAAAUCAACAGAAUAUUUUUCACAUUUUGUUGAUUUAAUAUCAUCAGAAUUUAGAGGAUCAACAAUGAAUUCAUAUAUUUAUACUUUUAGAAAAAAUAUUAUAUUUUCACCACAAUUACAAUCAACUAUUCAACAAGAAAUUUGUCAAGUAAAUUCCGUAACGUCGUCGGUUGGUAAUCAAAAAAAAUCAACCAUCACCGAGUUGGAAAAGGAAUUGGAUACUAUUGGACAAUUAAAUUAUCGUAAUCUUUUGACAUUGUUAUCAAUUUUGGAUCUUGGCAAAGUUGAUAUAUCGUCAUUUUUAUUAAAAUCAUUAUCAGUCUAUUUGGUGAUUAUGAAUAAUUUACCACUUUCAAAGAGAUCAUUUGAUAGUUUGGAUUAUGAACCAAUUGAAUUUAUUCAAUUGUUUCAAGAUCUUUGUCGUCCAAUGCUAUGUUAUUUGGGUAACAACAAAAAGGAUCAGUUCACUUUUGAUUUGGUAGAUGUUAAACAAUAUUCAUUUAUUGCUCUCAUUCUUUGUAAUUCAACUGGUGGUUCUUGGUCAAAUUUAAUUGGUCAAGAAUUAUUUUUGGCUAGUAAAUCAAUUUUAGAAAUUCUAAAAAAGUUUGGUCCAUCAUCUUGGUCAAGUAUCAAUUUUGUUGAACAAGGGGUAGAGGAGAAAUUCAUUUUUUCAACUCAACCAGAAUAUAAUCAAUAUGAAAAAGUAUUGACUAAAAUUCAAACAAAUAGUCAUUUAAAUGACAACAAGAAUAUGGAUUUAUACAAGGUUGAUAAUGAAUUUAUUUCUGCCAUUGUGGGAGAUUCACAAAAGGAUUUGGUUUUCCAAUCAACCAUUCCACAAGAAAUUCAAGAUCGUCAAAAUGCCCUUCCAGAAUUUUACAACAUCUCUCAUCAUCAUAGUCUUAGAUUACUCGAAAAUCUACCAGAUGCCUAUCUUGAAACAAUCAAGGAAAAUCGUCAAGCAAACAAACCAAUUUCAAAAAAAUUUGCUGAUAAAAUGAAACAUGGUGCUGCAAAUAAAUUUUUUAGAAUAGCAGAUAGUUUAUAUGAUAGUAAAAAAAAAAUUGUUAUUACAGAAUUGGAUAAAGAUGUAAAAGAGGUAGCAAAACAAAAACAAAGUCAUCAAGUAAACAAACAACAUGACAAGAUGAAAAAGUUAAAGAAAAAGGAUGAGGUAAAGGAAAGAGCCGACAAGAAACAACAAGAAAAGGCAAAAGCAUUCUCAAAACAAAUGAGAGCAUCAACCGUUUUGGAAAUUGUUGAUAGUAUUGAUUUGUAUAUUGCCAAUGAAAUUGUUGAACACAAUGAAUUUUCAUUGGACAAGGAUACUAUGGAUCAACUAUUCAAAGGAAUGGAAAGAAUCAACAAAAAGUAUUCGAGUCAAGAAAAGGAAAAACUUAAACUCUAUCAAUUGUUACAAAAGAUUCUUAGAUUGUUGGAUUCAAAACAAAUCAAACCUGAAAAGGGUCAAGAAAUCAAUCUCUAUCAAUCAUUGUAUCAUUUAUCAUUGCUACUCAAUCUCUACGAUCUCACUAAUUAUAUAAAUGAUCGAUUCUCUCUUAAAAACAAAGAGAAAAAAGAAAAACAACAAUCAUUUGAAAACUCUGCAAUCGUUUAUCAAAUGACUCACUCCCAUACUACUUUGGUUAGAUCAAUUGGACAAAGAAAGGAUGAAAGAGUAAAAACUUUCAUUCCAGAUGCAUGGCAAAGAGAUCUUUUAGAUGUGGUUGAUAAACAUGAAUCUGCUCUUGUUGUUUGUCCAACAAGUAGUGGUAAAACAUUUAUUAGUUUUUAUAUCCUUGAAAAGGUAUUAAGAGAAUCAAAUGAUGGUAUGGCAAUCUAUGUCAGUCCUACAAAGGCUUUGGUCACUCAAACUUAUUGUGAAGUUAUUGGUAGAUUUGAUAAAUCUUAUGAUAAUAUUUGUGGUAAAGAUUCUUCUGCUCAAUAUAGAAUGUGUGGAAUAUUUACAAGAGAUUAUAGAAUUGAUGAACAAAAAUGUCAAAUUUUAAUUACAGUACCACAAUGUUUAGAGCUGUUAUUACUUUCAGUAUCAAAUUCAAAUUAUCUUUCAAAGAUUAAAUAUAUUAUAUUUGAUGAAGUUCAUCAAAUUGCAAAUGGUACAGAGGGUGCUAUUUGGGAAAGUUUACUCUUGUUGAACCCUGGACCAUUUGUAGCCUUGUCUGCAACUGUUGGAAAUACAGGUGAAUUUAAAGAUUGGUUACAAGAAAUUGAUCCAAAGAGAAAAAUUCAUUUGGUUCAACAUAGUAAUAGAUUUAAUGAUUUGAAACAUUAUCAAUAUGAUCACGAUAAUCUACAGUUAUUACCUCAUCAUCCAUGUGAAACAUUACGUAUCAACAAAUCAACAGAACAAUUAUUCUUAUUGUCUGAAGAGGCCAUUCAACUAUAUCAACACAUCAAAUCUAGUUUUAAACAACUUGACAAUGAAAUUGGUGAAUUGGAUCCAAUCAAAGUAUUCACCCGUGUCUCUAAUAACAACAAUGUUUAUAAUCUAAACAAACAAGAUAUUAAAGAUUAUCAAAGAGCUUUAUUGGAUUUGGUAGAGUCAAGAUUAAAGAGUGAUGAAUUUUCAGCAUUCAUGUCUGAACAUUAUCCAGAAAAACAUUUACGACACGAUGAUUGGAGAAGUAGAGUACCAGAAGUGAUUAUGGAUUUGAAAAAAAGAGACAUGUUGCCAGUUAUCGUAUUUUGUCUCUCUAGAAGAAUUUGUGAAAAGCUUGCACUCGCUCUCGAGGAACAUAUUGACAAGAUGCAUUAUGAUCCAAAGAAACAACAAAAGAUUGACUUGUUAGAGAAAAAGAUUGAACAAGUUAAAUUGGAAAUCAAGACUGUCAACCCGACUCAAGACGAUGAUAUCUUUCAAGAUUUGGAAAAGUUGACAUCGACUCUCUCCCUACUCGUCUCUAGAAAGCCAGAGUUUGGUACCAUCUUGACAGAUGAUGUUCACGAUCCAAAAGGAAAGAUCAAGAAAUUGGAUUUGUUUGGUCCACUCAUGGAAGGAAUUGGAGUGCAUCAUGCCGGUCUACCAAAAGAUUAUUUGGAAAAUGUCGAAGUCUUGUAUAGAAGAAAGAAGAUUUCAGUCAUUUUUGCUACCGGUACGUUGGCACUUGGUAUCAAUAUGCCAUGCAGAACCGUUGUUGUCGCAGGUGAUUCGCCAUACCUCAACUCUCUUUCAUUCCGUCAAAUGGCUGGUCGUGCCGGUCGUAGAGGUUUUGAAGAUAGAGGUAACGUCAUCUUUUUGGGCAUCUCUGAUACACGUGCUCAAAAGUUGAUCAACUCUAAUCUUUCAGAUAUCGUUGGAAACAGUGUCCUCACACCAUCCCUCUGCCUAAAGAUUCUUUGUCGUUACAAUUUCUUCCAACUCGAAAAGCAAACCGACCUCAACGAAAAGCACGUUCAAGAACUCAUCUUUGCCACUCAAAAGGUGGUAGGCAAGAGUUUCUUUAUGAAACGUUCUCCAUUCCAAAAUCCAUUCAUGUUUUUAUUCAGUUUGGAUUAUCUCUUUAGACAAGGAUACCUUUCUCAAAAUGGUCAAGCUCUUGGUUAUGCUUCCAUCGCCACCCAUCUCUCCUACCUCCAACCUUUCAACUUUGUCGUCUGUCGUCUCUUUAGAGAUCAAGUAUUUGGUGAUUUCCUUGGUAAAUCAAAAUAUGAUGAAAGAGAAAUCUUACAUAUUCUUUGUUAUCUUUUUAAUAGAAAAGAAAUUCCAAAUAUUAUUGAUAUUGAUAAAUGUCCAUCAAAGAUUACAUUACCAAAAUUACCAAAUAAUGUAAUAACUUCAAUCAAUAAGAAUAAUCAAGAAGUGAUUGAUACAUUUGUAGCCUAUGUUGCUGGUUUACAGAAAAAACUACCACUUGUUUACAUGCCAAUUAGUAAAUCGAUGGAUGAACAAUUUACCAAGGAAGAGGAAAAUACUAUUGACCAAUCCAAUAGUCAUACUACUUGGUUUAAUACCAUUGACAAUUAUAUUGAAAAGAAACCACAACUAAAGAAAUCAAUUACAUCACUUGCUGGUAGUUGUAAUAAUAUUGUCGAUACUACAACACUCCAACAUUCAAUGCCACCAGGAACCUUUUUCGAUCAAUCGGUUCUACCAAUUUGCAACAUUAACACCAAACAAGCAAAUUCUUACUUGCUCGAUUUGUACAAGCACAAGCAAGUCAACACUGUCAUUGAAUGCAACCAUAUCCCCAAGGGAGAGAUCUUUGAGUUGACCAAAGACUUUGCCCUAACUCUCAAGGUUCUCUCUACUUCUCUACUUAGAAUUGACAAGGAUUCAAAUGUUGCCAAAUCUUUUGAAACAUUAGCAAAUAAUUAUUCUCGUUUGUUCAAUCAACUUUUCUUAAAUUAA
Molecule: messenger RNA, 5052 nt
Organism: Cavenderia fasciculata
Lineage: Eukaryota; Evosea; Eumycetozoa; Acytosteliales; Cavenderiaceae
Exons: 7
Coding region: 1-5052 (1683 amino acids)
Cellular component (GO): cytoplasm
Molecular function (GO): ATP binding; nucleic acid binding
Source: RefSeq, a predicted model, not a curated record